UGCUUAUAUAAAUUAUACAAUACUCUAAACCAUGCAAACACACUUUAAAUUCUAAAGCUAUCACAAAACUAAAAAAAACGCUUUCUCUGCAAGCCAUUCGACAGAUAUGUGCUUUGUGUCUACUCCUUUUCCGUAUAUCUUUUUAUUAUUAAAUAUCAUUUUGUUUUUAUGCAACAUUUGUACAUGUUUUGCGCAAACUUUUUAUAUUUUAUUGUAAUUUGUUUUUCUGUAAUUCACGCCGCAACGCCAAGCAACGUGUGUGUUCUUAUAUUAUCAAAUCGUAUAAAUGCUUUACAAUUGCUUUACUUAUGACUUUUAUAAUUAUAUAUUUGCAAACUGCAUGGAAAUUGCUUCGUUUUUAACCUAUGCAACUGUGCUAAAAUACUAAAAGCAAAAAGCGCGAGAAAAUAAGUGUACAAAUGUAUUUUACGCGUGCGAAAUGUGUCAUCACAUGUUCACACUUUACUAUUGGAUCUAGACCAAGUUAUGGUGAUGGCUACUAAGCUUGAUAACUUAACUGUUGAUUCCUCCUACUCCUCCUCCUUCUCUGCAUGUGCAACGUUGGAACGAAAUGCAACAACAACAACAACUACUAACAAUACAACCGCUAAAAAUAAUUUAAUUAAUGAAAUGCAACGGCUUAAUUUAACGUCACAAACCACUAACACAACAACAACAACAACAAUAAUAACAACGCCCACAUGUGUUGCAUCUGCUCAAUCAUCAUCAUCAUUAUCCGCACGCAUCUCAUUAUCACCAUCAUCGUCGUCGUCAUCAUCUUCAUCACAAUCACCAACACCAUCAUUACUAAACAAUAACAAUAACAAACCAACUAUAUCCACCAAUUCUACGCACAUUAUCUAUUCAAAUGCUAAACAACAACACGCUACUAACACUAACGAAAAUAUCUGCACUUCUCAAAACCACCAAACGAAUACACUGACUUGUUGUAAAACAACAACACAUGCAAUCGCUGGCCACAAUGCUUUUUUGCACUCUCUCAACACAAACGUGCCACCACAAACGCUUAUCGCUCACGGUACCGUUGGAAAUAUCAACACCGUUGAACCGUUUUUGUAUUUAAACUAUCUUACUAAUCACCUUUUGGCUAUUAAUCAAAAUCAUGCAACUGCCAUGAACAACAACAACAAUAAACUAUCUUUAAAUACCAACUUAAAUGAACGUUUUGCAAUGCCAAAUCCUAAAACUACUGCAACAACAAACGCAACAUUGAAAUGCGCCGAUAUUUGUAAUAAUUUUAACAUCCCCAAUAAACCACUGGAAUGUGUCAACUUCCACAUGAACUCAAAUCGCUUACUGGACUGUAGUAGUAAGUUAAAUAAUUGUUGUUGUGGCAUAUAAUAAGGUAUUUGCACACAGUAGGUUAGGGUAGAAGUAUGUGCCGCACCUUUUCUUUGAAAAAAAUUCGUUUCUAACCUAAAAAUUAAUAAUUCAGUAGAAUAUUUAAUGCGAUAGAAAAUUUACUGUUAAUUAAUUGCGUUAAAUUAUACAAAAAUAUUCUACAACAUUCACCAAAUAUUCAUUAAUUGUAUUAUUAUUAUUAAUUAAUUAUUUAUUUAUGACUGUUUUUAAAAAAUGACUGUCUAAAAACACAUAAUCCUAUUUUAUGAUAUUCCAAUAUUAAAAAAAAAUUUUGUUUAAUUA
Molecule: messenger RNA, 1665 nt
Organism: Zeugodacus cucurbitae (melon fly)
Lineage: Eukaryota; Metazoa; Arthropoda; Insecta; Diptera; Tephritidae
Exons: 2
Coding region: 487-1362 (291 amino acids)
Source: RefSeq, a predicted model, not a curated record